This is a messenger RNA of Echinostoma caproni, 267 nucleotides long. Lineage: Eukaryota; Metazoa; Platyhelminthes; Trematoda; Plagiorchiida; Echinostomatidae. The record is from the annotation of a GenBank genome assembly.
AUGUUCGCUACCCCAUCUGAUCAAGCAAAACAUCCUCUGCAAGUGGAUAGUCAGACAAUAGAAAUCGUAUCGGAAUUCAAGUAUCUUGGGUCCACCAUCCUACUCCAUGGACAAGCCAAAGAUGAUGUAAAGCGGUGCAUCCACACGGCCCGAACGGCGUUUCUGCAGCUCCGAACACCCCUAUGGUGCCGGAACGAGAUCAGCCUCAAAACCAAGCUCAAGGUGUUCGACCAGUCCUACUAUACGGCUGCGAAACCUGGCCGCUGA